AUGAACGCGCUCUUUGGCUUCCUCUCGUCACCGCUUAAAAAGCAGCCCGAAAUACCAACAACCGCCACAAUGCCAGUUUCCGCUUCACAGCAGUCGCGAACUUCUUCGCCUAGAAAUCAUCGAAUCCCCAAACGCGCAUCAAACCAAUUUUCAGAAUCGGAAGGUCGCAGCCCUACUCUGUCGCGACUCCCCUCAGCAAAACAUGCACUCAUUGGUUAUUACUCGACUAACUUUGCAUUGCGACAAAAGCUCUCACGACGUAGCAACGUUUCUUCUAUAACAUCUGUACACGAUACCACUGGCGACAUCUCUAUCACCAGCACAAGACGCGAGACCAUCGCUACAAUGCCCCCUCCUACCAAAACACCAAAGCGAAAAUCCAUGGGUGGUGUACAAUCGUCAUCUGUCCCCAGACGAACCACCGCGUCUCAACGCGUCUCAUCCUCCCCACGACCACGACCGACUAAAAGGCAGCCGUCCGUCGAGCUUGGCGAGGAUUCAAUGAUGAGCGCUUUCAGCCGCUCUCCGGCCGUCUCAAGCAAGACACGCAGUACCAAGAACUCCCCUGCCACGUCUGUUAGAAGUACACGAACCAGCGCCGCGAAUUCCCCUGCGACAUCCACCACCAAAAAGGGAGUGACUAUGAAGCCUAACUUUAUGGCGGUUAGCAGUCCUCUCGCGGCGAGCGACGUUGCUUCUUCGCGCCCUUCUCCCCGAGCUCAACCAAGAUCUAGACGAUCGCAAGUUGUCGUCGAGGUAGAGGAGUCUGAGGAGGAAGAGUAUGAAGAAGAACAUCAGGCACCCGAGGUGCAGGAGGAACACGAAGAGAACCUAGAGGAAGAAGAGCCUGAAAACGAGAUCCAGGAAGACAUCGAAGAAGACAUCGUGCCAGAAGAGGAAGAAGAGGAAGAGAAAGAGAAAGAGAAAGAGAAAGAGAAAGAGGAAGAUGGAGACGAUGACGAAGAGCACGCAUUCGAGCAAAUCAUGGAUUAUCGCUGGGUUGGUGAUAAGAUUGAACUUCGCGUUAAGUGGGCGGACGGCGAGCGCACCUGGUCCCCCGAAGAGGUUUUCCAUGAAGACAGCCCCGACGCCCUCUUUGACUUUUGGCGUAAGCGUCCUGGUGGCCGACCCGACAACCCCGAGAACCCAGGCACGUAUUUAGUCUUUGCCAUCCGCAAGCACAGAACCUACCGUCAUAAGAAUCAGGUAUUUGUGGAGUGGUUGGGUUACCCCGAGUCCGAGGGUACCUGGGAGAACCAAGACUACAUUGAACAGGUUGCAACGGACCAUUUCGACGAUUAUAUGGACAAGCUUAAGGAAGCUGGUAAGGUGAAGCUCCCAGCCAAGGGCAGGACUGCUGAACCACUCAAGAAAAAGGGCACUGCAAAGCCUGUCGGUAAGGGUAGAGGUAGACCCAAGGGUUCAACAAAGUCAACCUUGAACAAGACUCAAGGAAAGUCGCGAGUCACGAAACGCUAG
This is a messenger RNA of Fusarium venenatum, 1479 nucleotides long. Lineage: Eukaryota; Fungi; Ascomycota; Sordariomycetes; Hypocreales; Nectriaceae. The record is from RefSeq and is a predicted model, not a curated record.